AUGGUUCUAUUUGAUUUGUGGCUUGUUACACGAGGAGACACGGACAGAAAUGCGACAAGUUCAAGUUCUGGAUUGACUGAAUAUCUGGAGCUCCCUCUGCGAAGGUCUGACAAGGACUAUAUACUAGACACAGAUUGGGACUUUGGGGCUCCGCGUCAGGAACGUCACUAUGACUGGACCAUCAUAGAGAAAGAGGGCAAUCCGGAUGGCGUGUAUAAGCCCAUGAUAACUAUAAACGGGCAAUUCCCAGGGCCGUUGGUCGAAGUCAACGAAGGAGACACAAUCGUAGUCGAUGUACACAACCUUGCUACUAAUGCAACCGCAAUACACUGGCACGGUAUAUUUCAGAACGGAUCUACCUGGAUGGACGGGACGUCGGGGGUGACACAAUGCCCAAUUGUGCCUGGGAAAUCAUUUCAAUACAAAUUUACUGUCAAAGACCAGGCAGGUACUUACUUUUAUCACGGCCACCAAGGUGUUCAGGCCCUUGAUGGCCUUGUUGGCCCCUUGAUCGUCCACAGUCGCGAGGAAGCAAAGGUUCGCCCCUUACCAUACGUGUCCGACCGUGUAAUCAUGCUCCACGAUUGGUAUUAUGAUCAAGCAGAAGGCCUUAUGCGCGAUACUCUAUCCCCUGGAAAUGAGGAUUCGCCAAUUCCAAAUGCUGCACUUAUCAACGGCCUAAACAAAGUCGACUGCAGUUUGCACACAGCUCGUCGUUGCGACAACCAGGGUGCAUAUCUUCCCACCAUAGACCUUGCUCCUGGCGUAAGCCAUCAGUUGCGCUUUAUCAACUUGGGUGGGUAUGCUUGGUUCCAAGUCUCGGUUGAUGAGCACACAAGCCUGCCUGUAGUCGAGAUAGACGGCACAUCAAUCGAGCCAGCGCCCGAAUCGGAUAUCGUUCUAUCUCCUGGGCAACGAUAUAGUGCAAUCUUGACCACUAACCAAGCGGAUCAAUCUGGUCAGGAGUCUUUCUGGCUUCGUGCCCGAAUGAUCAAAGCCUGUUUCGCUGAGCCUACCAUACCGGAAAACGGUUCUGAUGAGGCCAGGGCUAUAGUACGAUACUCUUCCCCUCCGGCCACCAGUUCAACAGAGCAAGAUAGCUCCUCGAGCGCCGCAUAUCAAGUUCUUCCAACUACAAACAACACAAAUUCGAAUUACCCCAUGAUUUGCAAAGACAUGACUGCACGCGCACGUUACCGACCGUCGCCUCCACAGCCUGCGCCAGACGUCGCAGACCAUUCGUGGUACAUCCGUGUCAAUCUCGCAAUCGGCAACUGGCGGCUCCAACGCGGCGUCAUGAACUCAUCCUCGUUCCGCCCCGACCUCAAACAACCUACCUUGCACCGUAUCAUCGACGGCCUCGCAGCAUCCAAUGGGUCAUUCAACAUGGAAGGCGUCAACACCGCAGCCUUUGACAAGCAGGAGCUAGUCGUCUCGCAUAGAGAUAUCCAGACCGUAGACAUAAUCCUGCAGAACAUGGACGAGAACAGUCACCCCUUCCACUUACACGGGCACCAGUUUUGGGUCUUGGGAGCCGGCCACGGCUACUUCCCCGGCUAUGACAAGUUAGGCCUGAAAGCCGACGGCCAGGGACUGCUGGACCCGAGCAAUCGCACCGUAGUUGAAAAUCCGCUCAAGCGGGACGUCGCAACCGCGGAAGGUUUCGGCUGGGUGCUUCUAAGAUUCGUGGCCGAUAACCCUGGCGUGUGGCUGUUUCACUGUCAUAUGAUCUGGCACAGCGAGGCGGGCAUGGCGAUGCAGUUUGUCUCGAGACUGGACGAGCUGAAGAGCUGGACGCUUCCCGCCGACGUGAGGGACUUGUGUGAGGCGCCAGAAGAAGAACUCAGGUUGGGAGCACCACCAAAGGAUGAUGUGUUCUUUGGGUUUCAUGACUGA
This is a messenger RNA of Truncatella angustata, 1896 nucleotides long. RefSeq names its product multicopper oxidase-domain-containing protein. Gene Ontology annotation, molecular function: oxidoreductase activity; copper ion binding. The record is from RefSeq and is a predicted model, not a curated record. Bases 1 to 1896 code for a protein of 631 amino acids. Lineage: Eukaryota; Fungi; Ascomycota; Sordariomycetes; Amphisphaeriales; Sporocadaceae. The transcript has 2 exons.